Messenger RNA from Peromyscus californicus insignis, 4072 nucleotides. RefSeq names its product general transcription factor IIA subunit 1 like (gene Gtf2a1l). The coding region runs from base 2622 to 3899 and encodes 425 amino acids. The record is from RefSeq and is a predicted model, not a curated record. The transcript has 7 exons. Gene Ontology annotation, cellular component: transcription factor TFIIA complex. Gene Ontology annotation, biological process: transcription by RNA polymerase II; transcription initiation at RNA polymerase II promoter. Lineage: Eukaryota; Metazoa; Chordata; Mammalia; Rodentia; Cricetidae.
GCUGGGACUAAAGGUGUGCACCACCCCUGCCUGGCCAAGCACAUUUUCUCUGUUGACUGAGAUGAUGUGUGUUUCCUUCCAUUCUGUUAAUGUCAUAUGUCACAUUGACUUGGAAGUUGUUAAGCUUUUCUUUCAUGCUAAACAUAGAUGCUCCUGGGGUGUAGUAUGUUGUUGCAUUUGUCUUGAUUUUAUUAAGUUUUUUUUUUUUUAAAUCAUCAAGGUCUCUCAGAGACAUUGGCCUGUUCUUGAGUAGUUGUGUUUGACUUUGGUUUUAAGGUGAUGCUGGCCUUGUAAACAGUGUUUGGAAGAAGUGGCCCUCUUUUUUUGGAAGAGUUUAAGGAGAUUUGAUAUUAGCUCUUGUUUGAAUGGUUGAGUUUAACCACAAAGCCACCCGAUCCUUUAUUUUUCCUUGUUGGUGUAUAUGGGAGGGGGAAUCGUAGUUUACUACCUUUGUAAACUAUUGAUUAAUAUGUGGCAGUUAAGUAUCACACUGUGCCCCAUGCACACGCACAACACCUGUAUCCACUGUGUACCAAUCAUGGAGCACUGUGUCAGUGCUGAAUCUUUCUUUGAGAUUCUAACUCCUAAGCUAUAGGAGGUACAAAUGCAAACACUAUUGAGACCUUAGAUCUGGUGGGAAUGCCUACACUCGCCCUUUUGGUGACUUUGGGGACUGUUUCAGUUACAGCAUCAGGAAACAUCCAUGUGCUCAAGAGGAAAAUGGCCAGAUACUGAAUUUUUUAAUCGUGUGGUGUGCUGGCUAGUUUAUGUCAACUUGACACAGGCUAGAGUCAUUUGAGAAGAGGGAACCUCAAUUGAGAAAAUGUCUCCAUAAGAUCAGGCUGUCGGCAAGCCCAGGGCAUCUUCUUAAUUAGUGAUUGGUGGGGGAGGGCCCAGUCCAUUGUGGGUGGUGUCAUCCCUGGGCUGCUGAUCCUGGGUUCUAUAAGAAAGCAGGCUGAGCAAGCCAGUAAGCAGCCCCCAACACGGUUUCUGCACCGGCUCCUGCCUCCAGGUUCCUGCUCUGUUUGAGUUCCUGUACUGACUUCCUUCAGUGAUGAACGGUGAUGUGGAAGUGUAAGCUGAAUAAACCUUUUCCUCCUUUACUUGCUUUGGUCAUGGCAUUUUGUCAAAGCAAUUGUUACCCUAACUAAUACAUGUGGCUCACAUAUUAAGAUUUGUAUAGACUCAAAAUGAGAUCAGGAAUUGUAAAGCAAAUGCUAUAAUGUAUCAGAAUUUUUGGUUGUGGAUUGGGAAAAGGUUGCAAAUUUAAAUAUUGUUAGAUCAGAUAAAUAUGUUGAAAAUUUUUACAUUAUACUGUAGAAUUGAAUUCUUGCUAUCAUUAUAAAAAUGUACUGUUUUGAAUUUAAUGUUCCUAGAAUACAUCUAUGGAAUCUGAAAUUAUAAAACUUCCUUUAAGAUACAUAUUUAAUGAAAAGUUACUUGGUUAUGAAACGAGGUUGAAUAUUUUAAAUUUUCAGGCAAGUUUAACAUAGAGAUAGAACUUGUGAACCUCAUAUUAAAAUUAAGUGUGGGGGAGGUGCCUGGAACUUCCCAGGUCCGUCAGUUCUGGCUUUGAUUCUGAGGUCUCUGAAGAAGUGUUAGCAGUUCCCUUAUAGCUUUGUUUGAGUAACUUAAAUAUGGAGAAUUGUCCUUUAGGAUUUAUCACAAGGGGCUUAGGAGAGAAGGGUCACUGCUGGUUUUUCUCAGGUUUCAGAUGCCGAAGAAGAGUUUUGUAUCUUCAAGAGCAGGGCUUAAGCUGGAGUGGCAUCCGCUUUGCUCACUCCAGCUAAUCAUGACUAAUACCACUGAGUUCCUGACACUCCAGUUCUUCCUUUGGCUUUUCUAGCAGAAUGCCUGCUAAUAACCAGAGCCAUAGAUGAGUGGAAGAUAAAAAUAAUUGUGUGCUUCAUUAGCUGUCAGUCCACAGCCUCACUUCUGCUUAACGUGGGGAGGAGGGUUAGCUCUGAAAAAAGCGCUCUAUUGAGCUUUUUGUUGUGUGUGAUGGAGCCAUUCUAGCGUCAAAAAACAGACCUGGGGCAGUGUUCCUUAGUGCAGUGUGUGAAAAAGCCAUAAUUAACAACACACUCACUACAUACAUGGCUGCAUAAGCAUGCUAAAAACCUGCUUUCAUUAGAGGCAAAAAUGCCAUUGUUUUUAGAAAUUAUUUUUAAAUUAGCAUGCAAAAGUAGCGAGCUUUAUUACGGCAUUUUCGUGCAUGUGUGUCAUUAGCCUUUGAUGUGAUUGGCUCCUCCCCCUCUGUCCUCUCCUGCGCCCGUCACUCUCUGCUGGUUCCCUUUCCCUCACCACAGUCAUGUCACAUAUUCUGUUCCCCUCUCUUCCCCCUUCCCCCGUGAAGAUCUCUUCCUCCUCAGUCAUGGUCCCCCCUCACGCCAUCACACAGACAUACGUCUCACAGCCAUGCGAGCGCACAUCCACCGAUUUUAAAUCCAGGUUUCAUGUGAUAGAAACCAUGAGCUGUCUGCCAUUCUGAGUGACUGUGUGUCACAUGAGGACUUUCAGCUCUUGACUUGCAAAUGUCAUGAUUUCAUUUUUCUUUUAAAAUUCCAUUGUGUACGUGAACCACAUUUUCUUUUAAAAAAUUAUUUUUUAAUUAUGCUUCCAUGUCUGUACGUGAGUGUGUACGUGCACGUGAGUGCAGGUGCCCACAGAGGUCAGAAGUAUCGACUCCCUGUGGAGUUGGAGUUACAGCAUCGUUGCUGGUCCCCGCUGGUAGACCUCUCCCGAGUUUUACACCGGAAGACCUGAAUACCUCCAACUGUGGUGCCAACUUUGCCUUUCCUGGCUAUCCGAUCCACGUCCCAGCAGGUGUGACCCUGCAGACGGCCUCUGGUCACCUUUACAAAGUUAAUGUUCCAGUCAUGGUGACACAGACUUCUGGAAGAGCAGAUGUUCUCCAGCACCCAUUUCAGCAAGUGCUGCAGCAGCUGGGUCAGCCUUCACUCAGACAGACCAGCGUUCCGCCAUUGCACCCCUGCUCUCUCCCAGCAGCUCCCGAGAAGUCGCACCGAAUGGAGCCUGUGCUGCUACAGCCUGCCAUUCUGCAUUCCACUCCAGUAGAGAGGAAACACUUAGAAAACGCAACCACCGAUAGGCGUGGUCUCCCUGGAAACGAGCAUAAGGCCGUGCCGGAAGCUUUGCUGAGGCCACAGGAAAGCUCUCAGUACAUCAGCCUUCCAGGUGUGGGGUUUCUGCCUCAUGUCUCUCUAACAGAGUCUAGCCUGGAGCCCGUGCUCGGUGUCUCAGCAAACAUGACUCAGAACCUGCAUGGUGGUCCUUUCCCCCAAGGCCCCCAGGGCGCUCUCCAUCACCACAUGCUCGAUGCCCAGCUUCAUGGCCUUAAAGACAGGAUAUAUGGAUGUGACUCCCUAAAGGAACUAAGGAAAACAGAGGAGCCCAGCAGCCUCCCUGCACCAGAGAAGAAUUCUACUUCCGAGAGGGACCUGAAUAUUCAGGUAACUGACGAUGAUAUUAACGAAAUAAUUCAAAUAGAUGGAACUGAUGAUAACUCGUCCACUGAAGAAGUGGGAAGCAUAAGAGACGGAGACGAGAAUGAGUUCCCAGGGAUCUCGGACGCAGGCGACCUUAAGGUGCUGGAGGAAGAAGCUGACAGUGUGUCCAAUGAAGAUUCCACGGCCAACAGCAGUGACAACGAAGACCACCAAAUAGACACCAUGGAAGAGGAUCCUCUAAAUUCCGGAGAUGAUGUCAGCGAGCAGGAUGUGCCAGACCUGUUUGACACAGAUAAUGUGAUUGUCUGUCAGUAUGAUAAGAUUCACCGAAGCAAGAACAGAUGGAAAUUCUACUUGAAGGAUGGUGUCAUGUGCUUUGGAGGGAGAGACUAUGUAUUUGCAAAAGCCAUUGGUGAGGCUGAGUGGUAAAUGCUACAAGCUCAGUACAUCAGCUCUGUGAACCUACGUGGGACUGGUAUAUCGUAUGCUGUGAACCACAUUUUUGUUUUAUACGUAGUCCAUCAAAGAGUUGAUUAACUUUUUGUUCACUAUAUGGAAUUAAAUAAAUUUAAUGAAAUAAAAUUAUAGUUCAAAUGCAGAUA